AUGGCAGCUCGAGCAUCGAGACUGGCCCCUCUGCAUCGCCCGCCCCUCUGCCGCCGCCUGGCCACCACCACUUCUUCCUCCCCUCCACCGGCAAGCGACGCAGCCGGUCCUCUAGCGGGGAUUCGCAUCCUAGAAAUGGGCCAACUGAUCGCAGGCCCUUACUGCGGUCAACUCCUCGCCCAUUUCGGCGCCGAUGUCAUCAAGCUCGAGCCUCCCGGUGUAGGUGACCCGCUGCGCGUGUGGCGCGAGCUGGACCCGGAGGACGGGGUGAGCCCGUGGUUCCGCAGUCUGGCCAGGAACAAGAGGAGUGUUACGUGUGAUCUGAGGCAGGAGGAGGGGAGACGGAUUGCAAGACGAUUGGCCGAGGGGUGCGAUGUUUUGAUUGAGAACUUCAAACCAGGCACUCUCGAACGAUGGGGUCUCGGUCCCUCUGACCUGCAUCCUGUCAACCCGUCGCUCAUCUUCACUCGUAUAUCAGGGUACGGCCAGACGGGGCCCAUGCGCGAGGAGCCCGGAUUUGCGGCCGUAUGCGAAGGGUUUGGAGGGUUCCGCUUCGUCAACGGCGCGGUCGACUCCUCUGGCCAGCUCAGUGGCGCUCCUAUUCGCCCCAACAUCUCGCUCGGAGACUCCCUCGCCGGGCUGCACGCCGCCUUUGGCACCGUGAUGGCUUUGCUUGCGCGGGGCAAGGUCAAGCCAGGGGAGAAGAGCGGACAGACCGUCGAUGUAGCCAUCUAUGAGGCCGUCUUGUCGAUGAUGGAGGGCUUGAUCCCAGCGUAUUCGAGGACAGGCGCCAUUCGCGGUCCAUCCGGAGCUGGAGUCACGGGCAUCGUCCCCACCUCAGCCUUCCCAACCUCGGAGCCCUCUCAGCACGUUAUAAUCGGCGGAAACGGGGACAGCAUCUACGCACGCCUGAUGACGGCCAUCGGUCGGCAAGAUCUCGUCGGGGAACGCUACGCGAACAAUUCGGCUCGCGUCGCCCACCAGGCCGAGAUCGAAGGCGCAAUCAGCGAGUGGACCUCACGCUACACAGUCGACGAAGUCCUCGCUACCAUGCGCGAGGCCCGUGUCCCCGCAGGCAGGAUAAACGAUGUAGCCCACCUGGUUGCGGACCCUCAUGUCCAAGCGCGAGGGAUGGUGGAGCGUGUCCCCUUCUAUAGCGAGCGACUAGGCAAGGGGUGGGAGAUCGAUAUGCCUGGCGUUUCGCCCGUCUUGGAGCGAGGGGGUCAGGGGACGCGUUGGGCUGGAAAGGAUCUGGGAGAGGAUAAUGAGGCGAUGUUGGGCGGGGAGUUGGGGGUGAGUCAAGAGGAGAUGCAGGCGCUUAGGGAGAAGGGAGUCAUCUAG
Molecule: messenger RNA, 1341 nt
Organism: Jaminaea rosea
Lineage: Eukaryota; Fungi; Basidiomycota; Exobasidiomycetes; Microstromatales
Product: CoA-transferase family III
Exons: 5
Coding region: 1-1341 (446 amino acids)
Molecular function (GO): catalytic activity
Source: RefSeq, a predicted model, not a curated record